AUGGAGGAUCGUAUCCCCCCUUUCCCCCGGGGCUGCCAGCUGCAUCCCAUCGCUUCUUCUUGCAAGCCUUCUCACUCGCUCUAUUUCCAUCCUUCCUCCCCGCUCUCUCACCUCUAUGCCCAAUGGACGAUCGCAUCCCCCCUUUCCCCCGGGGCUGCCAACCUCAUGGCCUCCUCUCCUCCCUCAAAUCUCGCCUCACCUCUCGGUGGUCCAAGGGCUCUUCCUCCUCUUCCGCCCAACCAUCAGCCACACUCCGUCACAGAAGCUGACAGCCACAUCAGUUCACUUGGUGAGCUGGGUUGUUGA
Messenger RNA from Closterium sp. Yama58-4, 306 nucleotides. The record is from the annotation of a GenBank genome assembly. Lineage: Eukaryota; Viridiplantae; Streptophyta; Zygnematophyceae; Desmidiales; Closteriaceae.